AUGUAUCCAGAUGCAGCCGACUAUCUGGACAGAACUGUUGGUGAGGAGAAAUGGGCAAGAUGCUAUUUUCCCGGAGACAGUUGCAAGAGGUUUGAUAUCGAUAAGUAUCCGUGUGUGCAUGCAAUAGCAGCUGCUAUCUUUAUGAGCGGGGAUAGAGAGCUCCAUCUACGUGAAUUUUGCUCCCACUAUUAUUGGAUGGAACAUUGGUCGUUGGCUUACUGCAGGACAAUCUAUCCAGUCCCCCAUAAAGAUGACUGGGUUGUUCCUGACAAUAUCCGAGCAAAAUGUAUAUUUCCUCCAGAAAUAAUUAAGAAAAAAGGACGCAUCAACACAACUAGGCAUCCAUCAGUUGGAGAACAUCGAGGGAGAGGAAGAGGAGGAAGAGGAGGAGGAAGAGGAAGAGGACUAGGAGCAUGGUUGUUUAAUGAUCCUAAUGUACCAGAGCAAGAGGAAGGAGAAUAG
Molecule: messenger RNA, 462 nt
Organism: Eutrema salsugineum
Lineage: Eukaryota; Viridiplantae; Streptophyta; Magnoliopsida; Brassicales; Brassicaceae
Exons: 2
Coding region: 1-462 (153 amino acids)
Molecular function (GO): zinc ion binding
Source: RefSeq, a predicted model, not a curated record